Molecule: messenger RNA, 6124 nt
Organism: Caenorhabditis sp. 36 PRJEB53466
Lineage: Eukaryota; Metazoa; Nematoda; Chromadorea; Rhabditida; Rhabditidae
Source: the annotation of a GenBank genome assembly
AUGGGAGAACCGAAAACUUUCCCGCCGGAACAAAAGUCGGUCGGAGUGAGGGGCGAUUCCAAGAGCACUCCGGUCUCGCUGGGCGAUCAGCAGCUGAUGUAUUCAUAAAAGGUCCGACAAUAAAAUUGUGAAUUCUUAUUUUCAGAUUCACUACGGAAUAUACACAAACAAGUCUGUCCCUCAAGUACGUAGUCGCCUUCGCCGCUUGCCAAUUCUCCGGUCCAAUUGCGGUCGCCUAUUCCCCGAAACCCAAUUUCUGGUACAUUUGGAUAAAAACCAUCAGCGGACGCAUUCUGAAGCAGCACAUGGCCUUCAAUGACCCGAUUUCGAUGGAAUGGACUCGUGCCCACUGCCUUCUCGUCCUCAACAAACCCGGCCGUGCUCAUUUGUUCUCGUCGCUCGGGGAGAAAGUUUCCGAAGUGGCUUUCGACACCCAAAUGUCGAAUGACGUAUAUGAAAGCCGUACAUUUGCCACGUCACGCGGAGACAGCGGAAUCGCGGUUAUGGACAAAGAGGGACAAGUUUCCGUCGUCAAUUCAGUUUCGGAGCCUGUCAUCUGGAGCAUGAAGCCUCCUUACACCGAGCUACCGACUGCGUGGACCGCAUUCCAGCCGCAUUCACAAUUGACGCACAUUCUUUUGAUCUUCGAAGCCGUUUUCCUGAUGGGAUGCCAGGGAGAGGCCUUGACAGUGCAGCAUCAUGCUUCUGCUUGGGUGGAUGCGAACACAAAAUACGUCCGUUGCGUCGUCGAUGAUGCCCGCAGUCGAAUUGCCAUGAUGACCGUAAACGGAAAGAUUCAAAUUGUUUCCAUCGAUCUGUCCACGUGUUUCUGCAGCGUUGAAGUCAAAGACUACGACAUCGCAGAGUGCAUCAACUUCGGAUGGACGGGAACCUCCGUCGUUUUCGUUCAGAUGUCUCCCGCCUUUACCAUCUUUAUCAAUGUGAGCUCUCGUCGGAGAUCUGAAGAUAAAGUGUUGAUCUACGAGUGAGCUCUUUGUUCGGAAUCUCUUCUUAUACACUUUUUUCAGAAAGAUGACAGAAAAUGCUCGUAUCAGCGUGGAAACCGACGGUAUUCGCAUUUUCGAAAGCACACGCGUUGAAUUUGUCGAAGCAGCGAGCAGAGAAAAGAUUGCAGUACUCACGUAUAAUUCGACUGAGGAUGGAGCACAUUUGUACAAGGCAGCUCAGGAACUAAGUCAGGGCACUGGACACAACUCGUUCGCUGCUUCCACAAUCAUCCAGAACAUGUACAAUGCGAUCAACGACUGCAUCGGAACCGCAUGUGACACGUGGAGUCCGGAUGAGCAACAGAUGCUUUUGCGGGCGGCUCGCUUAGGAAUGGCCUACACGAACACGACUCCCGACACGACAAAGCUGAUGAGGGCGAUCAAGGAGAUCCGAGUGCUGAACGAGCUGAGAGAAGUCAGAACGGGCAUUCCACUCACCCAUCGACAGUACCAAAUGAUUGGCGAAACGUGCCUCAUCAACCGGCUCAUUGACAUCGGCUCGUACGGAGUGGCCAUCAAUGUGGCUCAGUGGCUGAACGGAGAAACCAGCGAGAACGUGGAUCGUGUGUUGAUGGAGUGGGUGAGACGGGCCAUCAGUAAAGUUGCGAACAGCAGCAUCCGACCAGCUCAACAGGAGCUGGAGGCUCUCGAGGAGAAGAUUUCCGCCAAACUGCUUCAGUUCCCUCACGUGUCUAUCGCCGACGCUGCUCGGAAAGCAAUUGAUGCAAAACUGCCCGAACUAGCUCGUCUGUUCAUCCGCCGCGAAAGUGAUGAUGAGAACCACGUGGCAGUCCUGCUUCAGCUGAAUGACGUUUCGGCGGCACUUCAGAAGGCUGCUGCUUCUCAAAGACCGCAGCUAAUUCACCAGGUCGUUCGUCACUUGAUGACGAGCGAGAGCCGAUCCAGCUACGAAUUGGCGAUCAGCCGGAUACCUCUUGCUCAGUGUCUCUAUCAAGAUCUCGUGCGACAAGAGGGGGAGACGAGAGGAACGUCUUCUCGGCAGAUGCUCGCACUUCUGGAGCAGGCCAGCGAUUUCGAACGGCAGACACUGUUCCACUUUGAUGUCGCCGAGACGGAGAGAAAUGUAUAGAAACAGACGAUUCUUAUUUAUCUGAAUGUUUUUUUUUUCAGCCGGACGAACGAUUGAAUGCACUGAAAAGAGCAAAAGACGCAGCAAAGAGUAUGGGCGACAAGGCGAUCGAGGAGAUUCUGAGCGACGUCAGUGCUUUCGCUCCGUUGCAAAUACAACGAGGACAGGCGGAUUUGUCCGUUAGGGACAAUGUCAUCGAAAUGGCUCACGACGCGGCGAAAGUUGCUCAGCUGAAGCAUCAAGCACGGCUGACCGACAAGCAGUGAGCCUACCGUGAACCGUCAGAUUUGUAAUUACAUUUUCAGAGUUUAUUUGUGGACAAUCGAGGGAUUAGCCAAAAAGGGAAAGAUGGAGCAACUUUUCGAUAUGGCUCAGAAGAAGUCGCCGGUCGGAUAUGCUCCGUUUGUAAAAGCCUGUAUGCGAUACAAACGGUUCGAUGAAGUCAAAAAGUACUUUGCCAAAGUGAACGGCUAUCCCGAUCUUGUCGCCGCCCACAUGGCAAUGAAGUGAACUCAUUCAAAUUUUUUUCUGUAACCGAAAUUAUUUAGGAACUUUGUGGAAGCUGCCAAGUUGGCGUACGACCGUCGAGAUCGUGAAGUUCUUCACGGGAUCCAUAUGAAAUCGUACGAAGAUCUGAAGCAAUAUGGACAGGUCGGGCAGCUCUUGAGAUCGCUCUCUUCGUAGUAAUAUAUUUUUUGUACAUAUAAUCGUGAAUCAUUCAAAUUGUGAUACUUUUCUCCUAUUCUAUUCAUUUUUAUACGAGUCAAUAAACUGUUUUAUGUGCCUUAUAUUCUCCGCGUCCACGUUUUUAUGUGUUCACAGCGUUCCCUUGCGCUGGUUUAAAUAUAUUGAUUUCUCCCUUGUUUCCAUCUAAACUUCCUCAUUUCCAGCCGAGAUGUCGGCCUCGAAACUGUGGUCUUGCACUGAAACAGUGCUCAAUGGAGGCAUCAAACUGUUCCUUUACUCGUCCAAAACGACGAAAUUGCGCGUGGCCAUCGGAGAAGUGCCCGGUCCGAUGGUCCACGGCGCCGUCUCGUUCGUCACCGAAGCGGACUCCGACGACGGACUCCCGCACACUCUGGAGCAUCUCGUGUUCAUGGGAAGCAAGAAGUAUCCGUUCAAGGGAGUACUCGACGUCAUCGCCAAUCGGUGCCUGGCCGACGGAACCAACGCGUGGACGGACACCGAUCACACUGCCUAUACGCUUAGUACGGUGGGAAGUGAUGGGUUCUUGAAGGUGCUGCCCGUCUACAUCAGUCACCUGCUCUCUCCGAUGCUCACCGCUUCUCAGUUCGCCACUGAAGUCCAUCACAUCACCGGCGAAGGCAACGACGCGGGAGUGGUGUAUUCCGAGAUGCAAGACCACGAAUCCGAGAUGGAAUCGAUCAUGGAUCGCAAGAUGAAGGAGGUGAUCUACCCUCCGUUCAACCCAUACGCCGUCGACACCGGAGGCCGUCUCAAGAAUCUUCGCGAAUCGUGUACGCUGCAGAAGGUCAGAGCCUACCAUAAAAAGUUCUACCACCUGUCGAACAUGGUGGUGACUGUUUGCGGAAUGGUCGAUCACAAGAAAGUGUUGGAUAUCAUGGAAAAUGUAGAGAAGGAGCAUCUUGCGAACGUUCCUGCUCACUUCCCCACUCCAUUCUCUUUCGCUCUUCCGGAAAUCAAGGAUUCGAGUGUGCACAAAAUCCAAUGUCCGACGGACGAUGCUUCGAGAGGAUCCGUGGAAGUCGCUUGGUUCGCUCAUCAUCCAUCCGACCUAGAAACCCACUCUUCUCUUCACGUUCUCUUCGAUUACCUUUCGAACACAUCAGUCUCUCCACUCCAAAAAGAUUUCAUUCUGCUCGAAGAUCCGCUCGCCAGCUCCGUCUCUUUCCACAUCGCCGAAGGUGUCAAGUGUGACAUGCGUCUCAACUUUGCGGGUGUUCCUGUUGAGAAACUCGAGCUAGUCGGCCCGAAGUUCUUCGAUAAAACGGUCCGUGAACAUCUGGAAGAGCCCCAUUGGGACAUGGAGCGCAUGGGAUAUCUGAUCGAUCAGAGCAUUCUCAACGAACUCGUCAAGUUGGAGACCAACGCGCCGAAGGACAUAAUUUCGCACAUUAUUGGUCAUCAGCUCUUCGACAACGGAAACGUGGAGCUUUUGAGGAAGCGCACCAACGAAAUUGACUUUUUGAAGAAGCUGAAGACAGAGCCCGCUGCCUAUUGGGUCGCCCUUGUCAAGAAGUACUUCACUGCUCCUAACGCUACUGUCAUAGGAGUGCCAGAUGAAGAACUCGUUGAGAAAAUCGCUAAAGAAGAGGAAAAUCGGAUUGCCGCUCAGUGCGAAAAGUUAGGAGAAGAUGGACUGGAAGAAAAAGGGAAAAUUCUCGAGGAGGCGAUCAAAGAGAACACGGCCAACCAUCCGAGCGCCGAACUUCUCGAUCAACUGAUUGUGAAACAGCUCGAAGCUUUUGAUCGAUUCCCUGUCCAAUCGCUCACUUCGGGCUCUCCGUCUCUGACUCCGCAACAAUCCGUUUUCCUGGCCCAGUUCCCAUUCCACGCCAAUCUGCACAACUGUCCCACCAAAUUCGUCGAGCUCAACUUCCUUCUCGACUCUUCCAACAUGUCCAUUGAAGAUCGCAGUCUGCUCUUCCUCUACACUGACCUGCUCUUCGAAUCUCCCGCAAUGAUCGAUGGUGUUCUUACUUCUGCGGAUGACAUUGCGAAGCUCUUCACGAAGGAUCUCAUCGAUCAUUCCAUUCAAGUCGGAGUCUCCGGUCUCUAUGAUCGGUUCGUCAGUCUCCGCAUCAAAGUGGGAGCGGAUAAGUAUCCGUUGCUCGCUAAAUGGGCUCAGAUCUUUACUCAGGUGAGCAUUUUACUUUUUCUGGAUAAUCUUGACGUUUCUUGUUUUCAGGGCAUCGUGUUCGACGCGUCUCGAGUUCAAAUGUGCGCUCAGAAGUUGGCUGGUGAGGCUCGCGAUCGGAAAAGAGACGGAUGCACUGUCGCUUCCACGGCCGUCGCAUCGCUCGUUUAUCAGAAGAGUAUGGACCUACGAACACAGAAUAGAAACAUCCAAGUGCCUUGUUUUCAGAUACAAACUGUCUUCUGUUCGAUGAAUUGGUUCUCGAGAAACUGCACGAGAAGCUUUCAAAGGAAGCCGUCAAGAAUCCAGAUUCUGUGAUUGCGAAACUCGAGAAAGUUCGCAGUGCGCUCUUCUCAAGUGGAAUCAACGUUCAUUUCAUCGCCAACGUCGACAGAAUUGAUCCAAAACUUUUGGGCGCUAACCAGUGGUCGUGGGUUCAAGCCGACAAACGGUUCGGAAAAGGAGAAAAGUUUUCGGCGUCUGCUGGAGAAGGAGUCGCUCUGCAACUCGGAAAGCAGCUGUUGAUCGGUGUCGGAGGCUCCGAGUCCUCGUUUAUCUAUCAAACUGGGUUUCUGGAUGCCGAUUGGAACUCUGAUGUGCUCAUUCCGACGAUGGUCUUCGGACAGUACUUGUCGCAAUGCGAAGGUCCGUUAUGGCGGGCCAUCCGAGGAGACGGCCUCGCGUACGGAGCCAACAUCUUUGUGAAACCAGAUCGGAAGCAGAUUACUCUCAGCCUCUUCCGAUGUGCUCAGCCGGCUCUCGCGUACGAGCGGACCAGAGAGAUCAUUCGCAAGAUUGUGGAGAGCGGAGAGAUCUCGGAAGCCGAAUUCGAAGGAGCCAAGCGGUCGUUGGUGUUCGAAAUGAUGAAAAGAGAGGGAACUGUGAGCAGUGCGGCCAAGAUCAGCAUUCUGAACAACUUCCGAAAGACCCCUCAUCCGUACAAUAUGUAUGUAAACUAGUCGUGUAAGAUUCCAUCCAAUCCUCUCUUUCAGCGAUCUCUGCCGUCGCAUCUGGAAUCUGACCUCGGCCGAGAUGGUGAAGAUCGGAGGUCCUCCGAUGUCUCGCGUGUUCGAUGAAUCCAGCUACGUCCGUUCGAUUGCCGUUCAUCCGUCGAAGAUUGCCGAGAUGAAGAAGGCGUUCCCAGGAAGUGCCAAGAUCAAGAUAUCCGACUUGCAGCUCUCCGUUUAG